This is a messenger RNA of Sardina pilchardus (European sardine), 2281 nucleotides long. It is a transcript of the gene parpbp, whose product is annotated as PARP1 binding protein. Lineage: Eukaryota; Metazoa; Chordata; Actinopteri; Clupeiformes; Clupeidae. The record is from RefSeq and is a predicted model, not a curated record. Bases 120 to 1919 code for a protein of 599 amino acids. Gene Ontology annotation, biological process: negative regulation of double-strand break repair via homologous recombination. The transcript is spliced from 11 exons. Gene Ontology annotation, cellular component: chromatin.
UUUCAAAACAAGUUUGCCUCUUGUGUUACACGCUGGUUGACUGUAGGGUUGUUGGUUGGUUUUGGUGAAGACUGCUUUUCACAUUUCUUGAAGAACUGUAUUCAGACUUCCGAGAUACAAUGGCGAGUCUCGAGGAGAACUUGAAGACUAUGCUUAGAAUCUUCAGGAGAGAAUGCCACCGAAUUCUGGAAUCGGAGAGGACGACCAUUCGAGGUUCAGACGAGAUGCUCAUGUCCCUACAACUGACUAUGGCUGAAGUGAACAAACAGGAGAGUGGAGAAUUUGGCGUUGCCCUGAGCGACGUCCUUCUAUGCUGGAAGAGCUUGCUGCUGGACCGUCUCCAGCUACCCGACGGUGGGUCACCACGCCCGGAAAACUACGAGCUUGUGCGGCGAGAGUACGAGAGCUUCAUGAAGCGCACCAACACUGUGGACCUGAUCGAUGUCUACUUCAUGUAUAAACAGCUCAGGCUGGAAACUGACCCUGAGCAGCUAUUCACCCCAGCCCAGCUGCUGCAGUUCCUCCUGGGUACUUCUGACUGUGCAGAGGAGACAAGCUCCAUCCCUCCUUGUCCAUCCACGCCCUCCUCCAGCCAGCCCAGGCCCUGCACUGCACAGAUGCGGAGGGUGGCGAGGAGAGUGUUCUGUUCCUACCUGGGCCUUCUGGUCAAUUCUAAGAACGACCUGUCUCUGGCCAACGUGUUGGACAGUCCCUGCCGUUCUCUUGGACGCGCUGCCUUCACAGACCUCAAGCACGCGGCUCGGAACAGCCAAACCUCCCUAUUUCUGGCCGUGACCUCCUUUGUACGAGCAAUACAGCUGGGCGGUAAAGGUUACGCCCCUGCAGAGUCCGACCCACUUAGGAAGCACCUGAAGGGCCUGUGUGAGUUCGUCCACUUCACUGACCAGCUGGAGGAGCUGCUGGGAGAGACCCCAGAACCCAGUGUGGCCGGAGCUAAGCUAGUGGCCCGCGUGCGUGCGGUGCUCCUGAAGGGUCGCAGCAGCGGAGAUUCCGUCUACACGGCAGUGGACGACACGGCGAAGGCGCUCAAGGAACGCAUCGCACAGAUCCACAGCGCUCACCAGCAGUCUGCGCUCACAAUGGGCAUCAGCCCUGCCAGGCCUAAAGCGCACGCCAUCAACCACGCUACAGCCUACAUCGGCCGGGACACGGUCAAGGUGCUCAUGAAUCUGCUGGAUGAGGAGGCUCUGGCGCCGCCCUGCAGGAACAAGGCAGAACUGCUCACUGACGACCAAUCAGUACUCAGCGGAGCAGAGGGAGCUUCCCUUCUCAGUCUUUACAAGUCUCCAGCGGUGGUGACCGGGACCUCUCCAAAGCCCUUACGCAGUCGCAUCCAGGCGGCACAGGCCAAAGGAAAGGUGAAGGAGCGGGGCCUGCGCUCUCAGUUUGCCUGCACGUACGUUGAGACGGAUGACCAGCCGCUGAACCGGGUUCUGGACUUCCCCAGCACCAGCCAGGUGCCCACCUGCAAGCACCCGGCUCCGAAGAGGCUGAUAGACCGCCCGCCGCCGAUCACGGACUGGGACGGGGAUUCGGAGAACCAGGAGUCUUCUGGACAGAAGGAAUCACAUGGGCUAGAGAACGGUGAGGCAAACACUGUCUCCAUAGCAGCCCUGGGAAGUCGCCAGGGUAACGCCAAAGCUCAAGUAGCCAAGGAAACCCAGCCGAAGAAUAAGAAGAGUAAAACCCCCUUAGAUGCCACAGCCCAGGGGAGCAAGGGCAUGAAACGCAAGCAGGUGGAUGGGGCAGACUUGUGUGGAGAAGAGAACCAACCCCCAGCCAAGAGACCCCCACUCAAAGCCUCUACCGCCGCCCUAGGGGCCAAAAAGACCCUCAAAGCCCCUACUAAGAAACUGAUCGCUGGUCAGGGCAAACUCACCGGCUUCUUCCGGCUGUAGCUGUGCCUUGUGCUGCUCAGACUUACUGGCCCUGAUAAAUCAUCUCUCUCUCUCUCUCUCUCCCUCUCUCGUUCUCUCUAUUUAUUCCUGGCUCAUUACUUCAUUGCUUUGAUGUAACAGCCAAGGUUCGUUAGAUGUAAUAUAUUGUUUUCAGUAUGAAGUAGUUGUUGGAGGUGUUGUCCUCUUGUUAGAUGAAUCAGGCUCUUUUGUGUGUGUGUGUCUGUCUGUCUGUCUGUCUGUCUGUCUGUCUGUCUGUGAUUAUGUUGUCCCUAUCUGAUGGAUUGACAGGGUGACAUUUCUGCAUCAGAUUAGUUUGUCCCCCUUGCCCACCUCUCCAGUUGUUUUAUUCUUUAGUUUUAUUG